UGUUGCGUAUGUGCUCUACCAUUCGUCGGGGGUAUACCUACAUUUAGGUUGUACCCAAGAGUACGCCCAACGUGUUUGUCGGUGGUAAAGAUUCUUGCAGUGUACCCCUUGCUGAUUCUGGGCAUUUGUGGUGUUACACGGUCUAUCAAACAUAGCUAUAUAGCUAUAUAUUCUUUGCAUUUUAGACUGUAGAGAAUGGACAGCAUUAAGGACGGAUGGUUCACAGAAACGUGUACACUAUGGCCAGGACAAGCAAUGAGUCUUCAAGUCGAAGAGGUUCUGUAUCAUAAAAAAUCUAAAUUUCAGGAUGUCAUGGUGUUUAAAAGCAAAACGUAUGGGAAUGUCUUGAUUUUGGAUGGGGUUAUCCAGUGCACAGAGAGAGAUGAGUUUUCAUACCAAGAGAUGAUUGCCAACCUACCCUUGUGCUGUCACCCUUGCCCCAAGAAGGUCCUGAUUAUUGGUGGAGGGGAUGGUGGUGUUUUGAGGGAGGCCGUUAAGCACCCUCUGGUGGAGUCUGUGGUCCAGUGUGAGAUUGAUGAGGAUGUAAUCACUGUGUCCAAGAAGUACCUCCCUGGAAUGGCAAAGGGCUUCUUCAGUCCCAAACUCACCCUGCAUGUGGGGGAUGGCUUUGAGUUUAUGAAACAGAACCAAGACGCCUUUGAUGUCAUCAUUACUGAUUCAUCUGACCCCGUUGGUCCUGCAGAAAGUUUGUUCAAGGAGUCUUACUACCAACUUAUGAAGACAGCUCUACGGGACGGUGGAAUUCUCUGUUGCCAAGGAGAGUGUCAAUGGCUCCAUUUGGAGCUGAUUAAAGAGAUGCAGACCUUUUGCAAGACCCUUUUCCCUGUAGUGGAUUACGCUUACUGCACCAUUCCCACCUACCCAAGUGGCCAAAUUGGCUUCAUGCUGUGCAGUAAAAACGCUGAAACAAAUUUCAGAGAGCCUGUACGAGAAAUGACCAGAGAGGAGGUGGAAAGCCUGAGCUUGAAAUAUUACAACCCUGAAAUCCACAAAGCUGCUUUCAUCCUCCCAGAGUUCGCCCGGAAGGUACUUUAUGAGUCGUAAGUGUGUGCACAUGGACAGCCACUCUCUCCCACUCAGCCCUCUGUGACCACAGAACCAAACCCACACCACCACUGCAGUACCUCCGCUCACCCAGACGCUGUCCGAGCUCGCUACUGACAAGGACCCAAGGCAGGCCCCACGUAACAUACGACAGCUGUGAUAAUGGCCUCCGCGGGGGAACUCUGUGUUUUCAGACAGUUGCAAAUCCUUCCAGUGCUUCCUUCCAGCCUUGCACAUUUCUUCCCAUUUAGGCUAUUUUUGUUCGUGGUUUUUGUUCACAGUCUCCAACACACCCGACUAUUUACAGUCAAAAUUAUGUUUUAAAUUUUUUCUGAAAACAUAAUUUAAUUUCUGCUAGUAUGAAAGUAGUGCAGAGAUAAUUUUUCAUUCUGACAAUAGUAAUAUCCUAACUCGACACAGUAGAAGCAAUCUCAGAUUAAAAUUUGUCUUAAUACUAUUACAUACAUGGCACAUUCCCCAAUGAUGAAGACGGUAAAACUUUACUUUAUAUGCUAUUGAUUUCUCUAUAACCGACAUAAGCCAUUGAGACUUUAUAGCGUCAUUAUGCAGACAUGGAUGGUACAAAGACAGCGAUUCAUGUUAGAAAUAAACAUAAUCUUAUUUUAAUAUUGUUUCGUCAGCCAUAUUAGCUGGGUUUCCAUCCAACAUUUUAAUACAAAUUUUGACCAUUCAAAUAUGAAUUCCUGAGUGGAAUAGAAAUUCUUAUAAAAUCAUCUAAGUCAAAUAAGAAAUCGAUUCACUGAAGGGGGGUGGAUUAACUCUGUUAUCUCAUAGGUUACGCUAUUAAGCGACAGCGGUUGAUGGAAAUGGGUUUAUUCGUAAGGGGUUUGUUCUUUUAGCCGAAUUUUCAUAAAUGUGCUUAACAUGUGCAAAUGAGUUGGAUGGAAACCCAGCUAAUCAAAAGAGGUGGGCAGGUAUGGCAUUGCUGAUUUGCCAAUCAAGUCUUAAAUCUAUAGCCUGUGAUCGACAAAAUAUGCCAUGUAUUUUAUGGAUAGGAGAAUUGUUAGUGUGUAUUUUACAGUGUGGAAUAUGCCAUUGAACAGCCUGACAAAGAGGAAGGAAUUUUGCGGUCAGUGUGAUAGUUGAACCAAAUGGCUACAUUUAUUAUGGGGACAAAAGACUGUCAGGAACAUUACUGUUAUUCUAUGUGCUAUAACUGGAUUUGAAUAAGGUACUAAAUAUGCAGCUUAACCAUGGGAACAAACUGAGUAUGUAACUUGAUGCCUACUGACAUUCUCUGUGUGUGUGUGUGUGUGUGUGUGUGUGUGUGUGUGUGUGUGUGUGUGUGUGUGUGUGUGUGUGUGUGUGUGUGUGUGAGUGAGAGAGAUUUAUCAGUGGUGUUUUAGCUAUGCUUUGAAAUUCAUGGGUCCCCACAAAACUAGUCAAUGCCUAAUUGUGAUGACCAGAGGAUAGGCUGAAUUGUUUAACAGAGGUCACCACUACAGUGCAUUUAAUGAUUCCUCACUGUGAUGUCAUUGAUAUAAGCCUUAGUGAAGGGUCUGAAUGUCAAACAUGAGCAACAAUGCAACUGUGUUUAUCAUGUGAAUUGUUAAAGGAAAACUGAACCUGUGGAGUAUGUUGACACUAUGGGGCUUACUGAAACAUCAAGCAAGUUGUGCAAGGAAACUAUUUAGUCAAUCAGUGCUGUUCAAAUAAAGCAACUGGAAUUCCUACCCUUCCCCCACCCCCUCAGUAUCUGGUGUGUACAUACAUCACUGAUGUGUCUUUACAGGUUGACCUGUAUUUAUCGCUUAAUCGGCCAUGAUUGCUAUUAUCAAGUUUAUAAUGUGGAGUCCUGGGAAGAUUUUCAAAUAAAAAGCAGUAAAAUUGAA
Molecule: messenger RNA, 2918 nt
Organism: Clupea harengus (Atlantic herring)
Lineage: Eukaryota; Metazoa; Chordata; Actinopteri; Clupeiformes; Clupeidae
Gene: srm
Product: spermidine synthase
Biological process (GO): spermidine biosynthetic process
Cellular component (GO): cytosol
Molecular function (GO): spermidine synthase activity
Source: RefSeq, a predicted model, not a curated record